Molecule: messenger RNA, 3836 nt
Organism: Heterocephalus glaber (naked mole-rat)
Lineage: Eukaryota; Metazoa; Chordata; Mammalia; Rodentia; Bathyergidae
Gene: Sypl2
Product: synaptophysin like 2
Cellular component (GO): synaptic vesicle; synaptic vesicle membrane
Source: RefSeq, a predicted model, not a curated record
GCGCCACCAUGUCCUCCACGGAGAGCUCCGGCCGCACGGCAGACAAGUCGCCGCGCCAGCAGGUAGACCGCCUGCUCGUGGGGCUGCGCUGGCGGCGGCUGGAGGAGCCGCUGGGCUUCAUCAAAGUUCUCCAGUGGCUCUUUGCUAUUUUCGCCUUUGGGUCCUGCGGCUCCUACAGCGGGGAGACAGGAGCAAUGGUUCGCUGCAACAAUGAAGCCAAGGACGUGAGCUCCAUCAUUGUUUUGUUCGGCUAUCCCUUCAGGUUACACCGGGUCCAGUAUGAGAUGCCUCUCUGUGAUGAUGACUCCACCUCCAAGACCAUGCACCUCAUGGGGGACUUCUCUGCCCCUGCUGAGUUCUUUGUGACCCUUGGCAUCUUUUCCUUCUUCUAUACUAUGGCUGCCCUAGUCCUCUACCUGCGUUUCCACAAACUCUACACAGAGAACAAGCGCUUCCCACUGGUGGACUUCUGUGUGACUGUCUCCUUCACCUUCUUCUGGCUGGUAGCUGCAGCUGCCUGGGGCAAGGGCCUGACUGAUGUCAAAGGGGCCACACGGCCAUCCAGCCUUACUGCAGCCAUGUCUGUGUGCCAUGGAGAGGAAGCAGUGUGCAGUCCUGGAGCCACACCCUCCAUGGGGCUGGCCAACAUCUCUGUGCUCUUCGGCUUUAUCAACUUCUUCCUGUGGGCCGGGAACUGUUGGUUUGUGUUCAAGGAGACCCCGUGGCAUGGACAGGGCCAGGACCAGGGCCAGGGCUCCAGCCAGGAGAGCGCAGCUGAGCAGGGAGCUGUGGAGAAGCAGUAAGCAGCCCUAUCUGGCUACUCCCGAACUGGACAGCACCUCUUCAACACCUCCGGCUUCCAGGACCUCCCUCUUCCUCUUCUGCCAUCUCCCUUUCCUAUCAGUCUGGGCUUUGGACUUUGAGAUGUUGGAUAGGCACACAUCAACUGUCAGAAACCUGAGCAACCCUCCCAGUGGCUUCCUAUCUCUCCUUUUGCUGGAGUCCCUGAUGGCAGGAGCUUAGUGCUUCUUGCCUACUGCCAGGACCCAGGAAUCUUACUUAGGGUCCUACUUGUACCCUCCCAGCCUCUAAGUACCAACCUCUGCUGCAGGUGAGAGCUGGGGGCAGCAGACCAGAGCCCUGGGAUUGGUCCCUAACAGCCUUUGUGUAGUUGGGGGGGGGGUUCCUCAUGGUCCAUGUCCCAGAGCCCAGUGCUCCCUUACUUCUUUAGCCUCUGUUUGCCCAGAGAGCCUACCAUGUAUGAACCAGGGAGGCCCAAUAUUCUAGAAAAAAAGGGCCCUUAGAGGGUCCACAUGAGGCCUGGACUCAACUGGAGCAGAUAAACUGCAAGUGAGUUGCAACUUUAAGGAAGAAAGCCAAGAAACUUACUGGCAGAAGCUUUUUUUUUUUCUAUUCCCUGAGCCCCUCCCCCACCCCACCCCGCCACUGGGGCACUAUCCACCACCACUCUAAACUCUAUUUACCAUAGAAACUCCUUACCUUUCUCCCUGUCCUUCUUGGGUUUGAUCUCAUCUCACACUUGGGACACAAGACAGAGGCUAGGAGCAUAUCCAUUUCAGCCCCUGCCUCCCCCACCACUCAGCCCAUCUCCCUUCCCCAGCCUAUAGGGUCUGAGGCAUUCAAGAUCCUCUUUGAAGUCUGUCCAGGCCUUCCUUUUAUUCCUGUGGGGCCAGAUAGGGGCUUUGGAAGGGCCCAAAGGACCAUCAUGAGGCUGAGUUACCCAGAGCCCCAAAACAUGGAUGGAUGAGCCCAUUUCACCCUUACUCUCUGUUCAUACCCAUGCCCCCUGCCCCUGCUCCUUCUCUAGUUCUCAUUUCAUACUUCUCCUUCUCAGCUUUAUAAAAUAAUGUACCCUCCCCUUGGCCCUCCCAGUCCUCCUCUUCUUCUUCCUUUCUGCCAGGCUCUAUCCCCUCCCCAGUCCAAGGCAGGCCAAUGCUAUUGGUGCUUCUUCACUUCGGGACCCAGCUCCAUAUUUGUCUUGGUGUAUUUCCUCUUCCUAACACCUCCUUCAGUCCCUCUCUGGACCCCAAGGCCUGAGAGUCCUAACUGGGUAAGGACUACCUGCCUACUACCUAGCUCAAAACACCUCAAUCUGCCCUUGGCCCAAGGCUGCUCAGGAUGAAGAGGGAAGAAUCCAACCAUUUUCCAAUCCAGUGCCAACUGGCUGACUUAUCAUCCCAAAGGUGAAUGUGUCCUGUGCCAAUCUCUCCUCAGGAAUGAGUCAAUCCCCUUGAACCUCCUCACUUCCCUCAAUGGCAUCCAUAGUAAAAUGUGCAUUACCUGCAUACUUGGGGUUUAGGACCUUUGACUUAGCGCCAGUCAUUUCUUUGGGUCAGAAUUUCUCCCCAUUUGACAGGGGGAGUGUGAGAUUUCCAUCCCCAAAUUCUCCAGAGUUCUUCAGUAAAAGAAUCAGGUUUUUUGUUUUCUUUUUGGGGGAAAGGAUUUGAGGAGGGAAAAGAAGAGAUGGGAGUGAGAAUGUUCCUAAGUCUGAAACUCUCUGUCCUGAGCUGUUCCCAUGGUUACUCAAGAACAAGGUGGGACAGUUUUGUCUACAGCUCCAGAGACACAGAGAACAAAGGGGUGACUUUCCUUUCAUUUUUCUUCAAGCCAACCCCUGUGGGGGUCUGUGAGCAGCUUCUACUGGAACUUCGUUUGGAUUCUGUGUCUGUAUUUAUAAUUUAUUUGAAAUGUGAUGGAUAAAGUGUUCUCAUUUGGGGGCUGAAGUUAGCAGCUGGCCCUUCAGCUAGGGAAAGGGGGGAGGGAAUUCACACCUGCCAAGAACUCCUAGCCCAGAAUUCUUUGGGGGCAGAGAAGGUCCUUCCUCUUCCUAAGAAGGCUGGCUUAUUCUCAGCCAGAGAACCUUGAUUUAGGCUAUGGCCUCUGCAUGGCCACCCUAAGAGGAAAGGUCAGUUUAACUCAUUACUUCCAGAGGGCUGGUCUGGCCAAAGUGCCGAGGGCUGGUCUGGCCAAAUUGCCAAGGGCAGAGCUGUCCUCAUAGAACGCAUGUCCCCUCCAACCAAGACUUUCACUGCUUUGCCUAGUGGGUCCUGAAGUACAAGAAGGUGUCUGAUUUCUUCAGCUGCUUCAGGAGGCCAACAGGCAGGGCACUUGCCCUUUGCCCUGGAAGAUUCUGACCCUGCCAGGUGCCCACCUAGGAUCUUUCCUCCACAUGAGUUCCCUUGAACGUCAUGGUCACAGGUCUCCUAUUUUGGGGACUGCAGAUCAGGGGUGGGGGGAGAAUGUUGCAUGUUGUUUUCUGGUGCUUGUUAUUACACAUUUGAAUAAACAGUGCUGCAAGCAUUUGCCAGGGAGCCAAGACUGGAACCCUUCUGGGGAUUUUUCCCCCUCUUCCUCUCCCUUGCUUUAAGUUCUUGGACAAAUAUCAACAUUUCUACCAAGGUAUCAUUCCACUCUUUUCCUUUCUGCACCCCAAGUAAUAGAGUCUGCUGGCUGAGCAGUUGCUUCUAUCAGGCCCCAGUCUGGUGACAUCGCCUCUUUUGGUGGCACCCAAUUAGUCCAAAGUAACUGAGACUCAUUAGUAAAUUUGGAGCAAAUUCAAUAGGAGAAGGACAGUGGCUUCCACAAUGCUAUUUCCAUUUGCUCUGCUACCAUCUAUGAUAGCAAACAAGCUUCCUGUCACGAGUGGAGAGCCAUGCGCUCUAUUCUUUACUAUAGGGCUAUUGCUGAACAAAUUUGCACUUCCAUCUCGCUUCAGAAAGACAGUCACAUUGUAUAUUUACAUUCCUUAGAAAAAUGCACUUGGACACAAUUCUACAUUCAAUUUCACCAGGUUCCUGGAUCCCUUAGGGAUCUUC